Messenger RNA from Sphaeroforma arctica JP610, 6471 nucleotides. Its product is annotated as U5 small nuclear ribonucleoprotein helicase. The record is from RefSeq and is a predicted model, not a curated record. The transcript has 32 exons. Gene Ontology annotation, molecular function: ATP binding; nucleic acid binding. The coding region runs from base 1 to 6417 and encodes 2138 amino acids. Lineage: Eukaryota; Ichthyosporea; Ichthyophonida. Gene Ontology annotation, cellular component: nucleus.
AUGCCGAAUUCCAAUUUGGUUCUGCAAGCCGAUCGUUCGCUGAUCACAAAGAUUGGCCGCGAUGAGGCAACGGGAGAAGUCAUGUCUCUCAGAGGCAAACUGACUGGUAUGAAAAUGGGGGAUAUGGCAAAGAGAGACAAGGCACCGUCUCAGGCCGAUAGAGAUGCAAAGCGCGAGAAAAAGGCCCAACCCAAAAAACCGGAGAAACUCAAAAGCACGCGGUUAUUGGACAAGGACGACUUUGUGGGACUCACGUACCGACCCAAAACCAGAGACACCAUGGCCACGUACGAACUUAUGCUGACCAUCAUAUCCAAUCAAUUGGGAGACCAGCCCCGAGAUGUCAUCUGUGGUGCAGCUGACGAGGUUCUCAUUGCCUUGAAGGAGGAGGGUAGCAAGGACACAGAGAAGAAGAAAGAAUCCGAGUCGAUGCUGGGGCCCAUCAGUGACUCCACGUUUCAUCAACUCAUCACACUUUGCAAAAAGAUCACAGACUUUACGGCCGACGACAACGAGGAUGCCGGGGCUGGCAUUGAUGAUGAGGUGGGUGUUGCCGUCGACUUUGGCGAUUCCGAAGAGUCUGAUGACGACGACGUGAACGAGAUCAAAGAAGACGAAUCAGCCAGUGAAAAUGAAGGAGAAGAGGCUGCGGUUGGUGAUGAGCUCCAGAACGCCGACGACGCCGCUAGAGGCGCAGAGAGCAGUGAAUGGUACAAACAACCAGACGCCGUGGAUCCCAGAGACAUCGAUGCAUACUGGCUGCAAAGACAGCUGGCAAGAUUCUACGAUGAUGCUAUUACUUCACAGAAGAUGUCUAAGGAUGUGCUUGAUAUCCUGGAGAAUGGAGCGGAUGAGCGUGACGUCGAGAAUAAACUCGUGCUGCUGUUGGGUUACGACAAGUUCGAAUUUGUGAAGCUAGUCAGGAAAAACAGAUUGUCUGUACUAUACUGUCUCAAACGCGCCAGUGCCGAGACGGAAGAGGACAAGGUGGUGAUUGAGAAAACCAUGCGGUCUAUGCCAGAACUAUCGCAAGUGGUGGACCUGCUACUGGGAGAUGCAGUGGGUAGCCAGCAGUUACAGAAGGGCCGCACCCGUCGCAAUGCUCGUUUGGAUGCGGAGUUGGAGGAGAUGGACGUUGAUUCUGGAAACAGCAAUGCGCUUUCGGGAGCGCAUAACAUUGACAUUCAGGACCUUGUUUUGGAUCAGGGUGGUCACUUUAUGGCCAACAAAAAGGUUGAAUUACCCGAAGGGUCUGUGAAGAAGACUCGCAAAGGGUACGAAGAGAUACACAUCCCGGCCGCCCAGGCCAAGCCAUACGCUACCAACGAGAAGCUUAUUAACAUCAAAGACAUGCCAGAGUACACACACGCCGCGUUCGGCCACUUCAAGACGCUCAACAGAAUACAAAGCAGGCUGUACAACGCAUGCAUACACUCCGACGAGAAUGUGCUGCUGUGUGCGCCAACGGGAGCUGGAAAGACGAACGUAGCCAUGAUGACGGUGCUCAGAGAAAUUGGCAAACAUCAGCUGCCCGAUGGCACAUACAACCUGGACGCGUUCAAGGUGGUGUACAUAGCUCCCAUGAAGUCGCUGGUGUCUGAGAUGGUCGGUAACUUCACCAAGCGACUGAAGGCGUACGGCGUGACUGUAGGCGAGCUCACGGGUGACUCGCAGAUGAGCAAGGAACAGAUAGCCGCAACGCAGGUGAUUGUUUGCACACCCGAGAAGUGGGAUAUCGUCACGCGCAAAGGUGGCGACAGGAGUGUGGCGUCGCUGGUACGGUUGGUGAUCAUAGACGAGAUACAUCUGCUGCACGACACCCGCGGGGCUGUGUUGGAGUGUAUUGUGGCACGCACACUGCGCACGAUUGAGGCGACGCAGCAGUUCACGCGCCUGGUGGGCCUGUCGGCCACCCUGCCCAAUUACGAGGAUGUGGCGACGUUCCUGCGAGUGGACCCGGCAAAGGGCCUGUUCUACUUCGACAACAGCUUCCGUCCGGUUCCGCUAAACCAGCAGUACAUUGGCAUCACUGAGAAGAAAGCGCUCAAGCGAUUCCAGGUUGCCAACGAAAUCUGUUAUACCAAAGUCAUGGAGUACGCCGGCAAGGAACAGAUCCUGAUCUUCGUCCACUCUCGAAAGGAAACCGGAAAUACUGCCCGGGCUGUACGAGACAUGUGUUUGUCCGAAGACACGAUUUCGAAGUUCUUGCGCGAGGAUAGUGCGUCGCACGAGAUUUUAAGAUCAGAAACCGAAAACACAAAGAAUAUGGAGUUGAAGGAUCUGCUACCAUACGGAUUUGCCAUCCAUCACGCAGGUAUGUCCCGAGUGGACCGCACACUCGUCGAAGAUCUCUUCGCGGACAAGCACAUCCAGGUGCUCGUAUCCACCUCCACCCUGGCGUGGGGUGUCAAUUUGCCCGCACACACUGUGAUCAUCAAGGGUACGCAGGUAUACUCUCCUGAGGAGGGUCGAUGGGUAGAGUUGUCGUUCUUGGAUGUGCUGCAGAUGUUUGGGCGUGCGGGUAGACCCCAGUUCGAUAGUGUGGGAGAGGCGAUUAUGAUCACAUCCCACCAGGAGCUGUACUUCUACCUGAGUCUGCUGAAUCAGCAAUUGCCCGUCGAAUCGCAAUUGAUUGGCCAUCUGGCAGAUGCGCUUAAUGCAGAGGUUGUAUUGGAUAGUAUCCAGAACGCCCGGGAAGCCACCACCUGGCUGGGAUACACAUAUCUGUAUGUGCGCAUGCUACGCUCGCCCCAGGUGUACGGACUGUCGGUCGACGAGGUUGAGGCAGAUCCCACUCUGCAAGGAAGGAGAGCCGAUCUUAUCCACACGGCAGCUACGUUGUUGCAGAAGGAUGGGCUAAUGAAAUACGAUCGCAAGAGUGGACAGAUGCAGGCCACCGAUUUGGGCCGGGUAGCGUCGCACUACUACAUCACGCACUCGUCCAUGGCCACAUACAACCAGCUGCUCAAGCCUAACCUCAGUGACAUUGAGCUGUUCCGUGUGUUUGCGCUGUCGGCGGAGUUUAAGAACAUCUCCGUGCGCGAAGAAGAGAAGCUCGAGCUCAGCAAACUGCUGGAGCGAGUGCCCAUCCCGGUCAAGGAGAGCAUUGAGGAACCCAGUGCAAAGGUGAAUGUGCUUCUGCAAGCCUUCAUCUCACAGCUGUCGCUGGAUGGAUUUGCCCUGGUCAGUGACAUGGUCUACAUCACCCAGAGCGCCGGUCGGCUGUUCCGUGCACUGUACGAGAUCAUUCUGCGCAAGAACUGGGCUGGUUUGGCAGAGAAGGCGCUUGCCCUGUGUAAGAUGGUCGACAAGCGCAUGUGGCAGACCAUGACCCCUCUGCGACAGUUUGCGAAGAUCCCAUUAGACGUUAUAAAGCGCAUUGAGCAGAAGGAUCUGGAAUGGGACCGAUUCUUAGAUUUGAGUCACCUGGAAUUAGGAGAGCUGAUCCGAAUUCCCAAACUGGGUAAAACAAUUCACAAAUACGUGCACUGUCUGCCAAAGGUCGAGUUAACGGCCCACGUACAGCCCAUCACCCACAGCUCUCUCAGGGUGGAGCUGACCAUCACACCCGAUUUCAUUUGGGAUGACAAGAUACACGGAACAAGCGAGAGCUUCUGGAUCUGGGUAACGGAUACCGAUGGCGAGCACAUCCUGCACCAAGAAGCCUUCCUGCUGAAGCAGCGCUACGCCCAAGACGACCACGUGGUGUCGUUCUUUGUGCCUGUGUUCGAUCCGCUGGCCCCGCAGUAUUUCAUACAUGUGGUGUCCGACAGAUGGCUUGGUACUACCAGUAUCCUUCCGGUAUCCUUCCGUUCACUCAUCCUGCCUGAACGCACACCCCCAAGCACCGAACUUCUGGAUCUGCAGGCGCUGCCCGUGUCGGCGUUGAGGGACAAGUCCUUUAUUGCCCAGUACAAGUUCCAGUAUUUCAACCCCAUCCAGACGCAGUUGUUCAACAUCCUGUUCAACACAGACGACAACGUCCUUCUGGGUGCGCCGCACGGCAGUGGUAAAACCGUAUGCGCCGAGUUUGCGCUCUUCCGUAUGAUUAUGAACAAUCCCACGGGUAGGUGUGUGUAUAUCGCACCCAUUGAGGACCUAGCACAGGCCCGGUACAACGAUUGGCACAAGCGCUUUGGGCAGGAUGGUCUGGGUCUGGAGGUGGCGUUGCUGACCGGCGAGACGUCUACGGAUGUCAAGCUUUUAGGUAAAAGCAAUGUAAUCAUCGCCACAGCCGAGCACUGGGACAUGAUCUCACGCCGUUGGAAGUCGCGUAAGAAUGUGCAGACGGUGUGUUUGUUCAUCAUCGAGGGCUUGCACAUGAUGGGUGGCAACGAAGGACCUGUUCUUGAAGUGAUCUGCUCCCGUAUGCGAUACAUGAGCACGCAAACGAGCAAUGCUCUGAGGAUUGUGGUUUUGUCGGCUAGUUUGGGUCCGGGUAAGGACAUUGCUUCGUGGCUGGGUGUAUCCACCGGCGGUUACUUCAACUUCCACCCCCGUGUGCGCCCAACACCACUCGAACUGCAUGUGCAAGGAUUCAACAUCGCUCACACACAGUCACGUCUCAGUGCCAUGGCCAAGCCCGUCUAUCAGAACAUCAUGCGCUACGCAGCGAGAGAUGCGGCAAUUGUAUUCACCCCCACGAGAAAGACCGCGCAAAUCACAGCCCUGGAUCUGCUGACCUUCAGCUCUGGCGACGGGAGACCGUCCCAGUUCCUGAAGAUCGCCGAAGAGGAACUAGAAGAGUAUCUCAAACCUGUACGUGAUAAGUCACUCAGAGAGUGUCUCACGCACGGAGUUGCUUUCUAUCACGAAGGCCUGUCAAAGGCUGAGAGAAAGGCCGUAGAGGAUCUGUUUAAGGCGGGGGCCAUACAAGUGAUAGUGUGCACACGCGAUGUGUGCUACAGUCUCAACUGUAUAGCCAGUCUGGUCAUUGUGAUGGACACGCAGACCUAUGAUGGCAAAACGCACCAGUACGUCAACUACCCGACCUCGGACGUGCUACAGAUGGCCGGCCUCGCCAACACCUCUGUCAACGAACGCGCAUCCGACCCGUCCGCUCAGGCCAAUGCCAUUUGUCGCUGUGUGGUGCUGUGUCAGAACAGCAAGAAAGAGAUCUACAAGAAGUUCAUGUACGAGCCACUGCCGGUGGAGUCGCAUCUGGACCAUCGCCUGCACGAUCACAUGUGUGCCGAGGUGGUGACCAAGACGGUUGAGAACAAGCAGGAUGCGGUUGACUACUUGACGUGGACGUACUUCUACCGACGCAUCACGCACAAUGCGAACUACUAUAAUUUGAUAGGCACAUCGCACAGACAUGUGUCCGAUCACCUGUCAGAAUUGAUUGAGAAUACGCUCACGGAUUUGGAACAGUCGCGCUGCAUAGCCAUUGAAGACGACAUGGACGUUGCACCGCUCAACCUGGGCAUGAUUGCCUCGUACUACUACAUGGACUACACAACUAUCGAGCUGUUCUCUAUGUCGCUGACACAAAAGACCAAGCUGAAGGGUCUGAUCGAGAUUCUUUCAAAUGCUUCGGAAUUCAACACAGUCAAUGUUCGGUACAGAGAAGAGCGGGUUCUGAAGGCGCUCGCCGACAGGAUGCCUAUCAAACUCCCAGACGCUCAGUACAACGAUCCCCACGCCAAGGCACACGUGCUGUUGCAGGCGCACUUCUCGCGCACGCAGCUGUCCGCAGAGUUACAGUCCGACCUUAACACCAUGCUGGUGACGAGUGUGAGUCUGUUGCAUGCCUGUGUGGAUGUGCUCAGUUCACAAGGUUGGCUCAAACCCGCCCUCGCUACCAUGGAGUUGUGUCAGAUGAUUGUACAGGCCAUGUGGAACAAGGACAAUACACUCAAGCAGAUACCGCACUUUACGCCCGAGCUCAUCAAGAAGUGCGAAGAGAAGGAAAUUGAGUCACCAUUCGAUGUGUUGGAGAUGGAAGAUAAAGACCGAAAUGCUAUCUUGAACUUCAACAAUAAAGAGAUGGCUGCCGUGGCCACGUUCUGCAACAGAUACCCGGCAAUUGACGUCAACUACGAAGUGGUAUCGCCCAAAGAAAUCACAGCUGGAAAAUCCGUAACAAUGAACGUCACGCUGGAGCGAGAGGAAGACGGAGAUAAUACUAUUUCACCUGUUGUGGCGCCUUUCUAUCCUAAAGCGAAAGCUGAGAACUGGUGGCUGGUUGUGGGGGAUAUGGAAAAGAACACGCUAUUAUCCAUCAAGCGUGUAGCUCUGAACAUGAAGGCCAGUUCAAAGUUAGACUUCGUGGCGCCUGUGCAAGGUGCACACAAUGUAACACUGUUCCUAAUGUGUGACUCGUACAUGGGAUGCGAUCAAGAGUAUGAGUUUGUGCUGGAUGUCGGAGAAGAGGUGACCGAUAGCGAAGAAUCGGAUGACGAUAUGAUCGAGUAGUAUUAAAAGGGAGUUAAAAAUUAGAGAUUAUGAAUAAAGGUAUAUUGUCAUUUG